This is a messenger RNA of Tilletiopsis washingtonensis, 1725 nucleotides long. RefSeq names its product NCS1 nucleoside transporter family. The record is from RefSeq and is a predicted model, not a curated record. NCBI's taxonomy places the organism in Eukaryota, Fungi, Basidiomycota, Exobasidiomycetes, Entylomatales. Gene Ontology annotation, molecular function: nucleobase transmembrane transporter activity. Gene Ontology annotation, biological process: nucleobase transport; transmembrane transport. Bases 1 to 1725 code for a protein of 574 amino acids. The transcript has 5 exons. Gene Ontology annotation, cellular component: plasma membrane.
AUGCUCAGCGGUGCCCAGCUCUCCAAGGCCCUGCGCGUGCCCCACGCGCCCGAAGGCUCGCGCGCCGAGAACUACCUCCUCAACCACGACCUGCAGCCGGUGCGCCGCGAUGCCCGCGCAUGGACGGCCAAGUCGUACGCCGCCUUCUGGCUCGCCGACGGCUGCAACAUCAACGUGCUUAUGAUUGCCGCCUCUGCCAUGACGGCGGGACUGACGUGGUGGGAAGCCCUCGUCUCGACGGCCAUCGGCUACAGCAUCUCGGCCGUCUUUGUCGUCCUCAUGGCCCGCAUCGGCGCCACGACGCACUGCAGCUUUCCCGUCGUCACGCGUGCAAGCUUCGGCCUCUUCGGUGCGCUGUGGCCAGUGCUGAACCGCGCCGUCAUGGCAUGCGUGUGGCAGGGAGUGCAAGCCUUCAUCGGCGGCAAGUGUGUCACCGUCACGCUGCGCUCCAUCAUCCCGAGCUACUACAACAUGGCCAACCGUCUGCCAGCCUCGGCCGGCGUCUCGUCGCGCGACCUCCUCUCCUUCUUCCUCUUCGGCCUCCUCAACCUCGUCUGCGUGCUGCCGAGCCCGCAGAAGAUUCGACACCUCUUCACCGUGAAGGCCGUGGUGGCGCCCAUCGCACUGAUCAGCUUCCUCGCAUGGACGCUGCACGACGCAGGCGGCCUCGGCUCCGUCAUCCGCGAGCCCGCCACGGUGCACGGCAGUCAGCGCGCCUGGGCUUUCGUCGGUGCCGUCGUCUCAUGCGUCAGCAACAUGGCCACCGUCGUCACGAACCAGGCAGACUUUGCGCGUCUGGCGAACCGCCGCUCGGCCGUCUUGUGGCCACAGCUCGUCAGCGUCCCGCUCGUGUUCACGGUCACGGCGGCGUUCGGCAUCCUCAUCGCCGCCGGCGGACAGGUCAUCACCGGCACGCUCGAGUGGGACCCGAUCAGCCUGCUCAACGCCCGCCUCGACUUCGACCCGUACCACUCUGGCACGCGUGCUGCCUGCUUCUUCAUCGGCUUCUCCUUCAUCAUCGUGCAGCUCGGCGUCAACAUCGCCGCCAACUCGCUCUCUGCCGGCUCCGACCUCACGGCGCUGCUGCCUCGCUACAUCAACAUCCGCCGCGGCAGCAUCCUCUGCUGGGCCAUCGGCAUGGCCUACUGUCCCUGGCACGUGCUCUCCUCGUCGAACAACUUCGCCACGUACCUCUCGGCCUACUCGCUCUUCCUCAGCUCCAUUAUCGGCGUCAUCCUCGCGGACUACUACGUGCUGCGCCGCGGCUACUUCAACGUGCCGCGCCUCUUCAGCACGCACGACGACGCCGGCAACGGCCUUAGCCCGUACUACUUCGCAAAGGGCAUCAACCUGCGUGCCUUUGCCGGAUACAUCGCCGGCAUCGCCACGUCUGUCACUGGCUUCGCCGGCGUGCUCGGCGCCGAUGUCUCCACGGCAGCGCAGCACAUCUACACGCUCUCCUUCUUCAUCGGCCUGCUCGUCUCCGGCGGCAUCUACCUCUUCGCCUCGUGGCUCUUCCCCGUGCCCGGCCAGAUCUCCCUCGCCGAGCGCAAGGUGUGGCUCGAGCCGCGCGGCGCGACCGGCUGGGAGGAUGCCUACUGGACCGGCGCCGUCGCUGGUGCCGGCGCCGCUGCCGACGAGGAGGCAGCCAGCAGCGUCGACGAGAAGGACGCGGCUGUCAAGGAGGCGCUGCCGCAGCAGCAGGUCAACACCGUCUCGUACUGA